UGUCUUGAGCGCAGGGCUCGGGUCGGCGGCCGCUUGGCUCGGCUUCCAGGAGUGCGGGCUGGCCACUGCAGCCCCUGAGCCGGGAGCCAGACGCGCCCCGCCGCCCCCGCCCGGACGCAGGGCCUCGCCAGAGCCGCGUUGUUCCGGAACCCGGGGGUCCCCAACUUUGCGCCAAGUUCGGAACCGCCCUCUGGGGGAGCCAUGCAAAUGAUGACCAGGGACGUCCUGCUAGAAAUGGACCAGGAGGAGGAGGAGGACGACGACGGGGAUAUCGGGUUGGACAACCUUGAACAGACAGCCGUCUCCAAUUUUGGAGUACUGGAAAGUCAGCCUGAUUUCCGAACCCCAGAGUUUGAAGAAUUUAAUGGAAAACCCGACUCCCUCUUUUUUAAUGAUGGUCAGCGAAGAAUCGACUUUGUUCUAGUAUAUGAAGAUGAAAGUAGAAAAGAAACCAAUAAAAAGGGUUCAAAUGAAAAACAAAGGAGAAAAAGACGAGCAUAUGAAUCUAACCUCAUCUGUGAUGGCCUGCAUUUAGAAGCAACAAGAUCGAUUUUGGAUGAUAAGCUUGUAUUUGUAAAAGUACAUGCCCCAUGGGAGGUGUUAUGUACAUAUGCUGAGCUAAUGCACAUCAAAUUGCCUCUGAAACCCAAUGAUCUGAAAACCCGGUCCUCAGCCUUUGAUAAUUUCAGCUGGUUUACCAAAGUCCUCCAAGUGGAUGAAAGUAUCAUCAAGCCAGAGCAAGAGUUUUUCACUGCCCCAUUUGAGAAGAACCGGAUGAAUGAUUUUUAUAUUCAGGAUAGAGAUACUUUCUUCAAUCCAGCCACCAGAAGCCGCAUUGUUUACUUCAUCCUCUCUCGGAUCAUGUAUCAAGUAAGAGACAAUGUUAAAAAGUUUGGGAUUAACAAACUUGUCAGCUCUGGGAUCUACAAAGCAGCUUUCCCUCUCCAUGAUUGCAACUUCAGCCAUAAGUCAGAGGAUCUCAGCUGCCCAAGCGAACGGUAUCUUCUGUACAGGGAGUGGGCUCAUCCGCGAAGUAUAUACAAAAAGCAGCCCUUGGAUCUUAUCAGGAAAUAUUAUGGAGAAAAGAUUGGAAUCUACUUUGCUUGGCUGGGCUACUAUACUCAGAUGCUCUUGCUGGCUGCGGUAGUCGGAGUGGCUUGCUUUCUCUAUGGAUAUUUUAAUCAGAAUAACUGUACAUGGAGCAAAGAAGUUUGUCAUCCUGAUAUUGGUGGCAAGAUCAUCAUGUGUCCUCAGUGUGAUCAACAUUGUUCAUUCUGGAAUCUUAAUAUUACUUGCGAGUCCUCAAAGAAAUUGUGCAUCUUUGAUAGUUUUGGAACCCUAGUGUUUGCAGUAUUUAUGGGAAUAUGGGUCACCUUGUUUUUGGAGUUUUGGAAGCGGCGCCAGGCGGAACUUGAGUACGAAUGGGACACUGUUGAGUUACAGCAGGAAGAGCAACCCCGGCCAGAAUAUGAGGCACAGUGUACUCACGUGGUGAUCAAUGAGAUUACUCAGGAACAAGAGCGUGUACCCUUCACUACCUGGGGAAAAUGUGUCCGUAUAACCCUCUGUGCAAGUGCUGUCUUAUUCUGGAUCCUAUUGAUCAUUGCUUCCGUUAUCGGGAUCAUUGUCUACAGGCUGUCAGUGUUCAUUGUGUUUUCUACCAAACUUCCCGAGACCUUAAAUGGGACAGACUCAAUCCAGAAGUACCUGACUCCACAGACAGCCACGUCUAUCACAGCUUCCCUCAUCAGCUUUGUCAUCAUCAUGAUUCUGAACAUCAUAUAUGAAAAAGUAGCCAUCAUGAUUACGAAUUUUGAACUCCCAAGGACCCAGACUGAUUAUGAGAACAGCCUGACCAUGAAGAUGUUCUUAUUCCAGUUUGUCAACUACUAUUCUUCAUGCUUCUACAUCGCAUUCUUUAAGGGCAAAUUUGUAGGUUAUCCGGGAGACCCAGUCUAUUGGCUGGGAAAAUACAGAAAUGAAGAGUGUGACCCAGGUGGCUGUCUCCUUGAACUGACAACACAGCUGACGAUAAUCAUGGGAGGCAAAGCAAUCUGGAAUAACAUACAAGAGGUGUUACUUCCCUGGGUCAAGAACCUAAUUGGACGAUGUCGCACGGUUUCCAGAACAGAAAAAAUAACCCCGCGAUGGGAACAAGACUACCACCUGCAGCUCAUGGGCAAACUGGGAUUGUUUUAUGAAUAUCUUGAAAUGAUUAUUCAGUUUGGGUUCGUCACCUUAUUUGUGGCCUCUUUUCCACUGGCCCCUCUGUUGGCUCUGGUGAACAAUAUAUUGGAAAUAAGAGUGGACGCAUGGAAAAUGACUACCCAGUAUAGACGCAUGGUUCCCGAAAAAGCCCAAGACAUCGGAGCAUGGCAGCCCAUCAUGCAAGGAAUAGCAAUUCUGGCUGUGGUGACCAAUCUAACCAGAAAAUUCAGAGGACUUCUACUCCCCAUUCCUCAGCACUCUGGUUUGAUUGUGGCCAUGAUCAUUGCUUUCACGUCAGACAUGAUCCCCCGCCUGGUGUAUUACUGGUCCUUCUCUGUCCCUCCCUAUGGGAACCACACCCAUUACACCAUGGAAGGAUACAUCAACAGUACUCUCUCCAUUUUCAAGGUGUCAGACUUCAAAAAUCAAAGCAAGGGAAAUCCAGACCCUAAGGUUGUCAUCCCUACCACAUGCAGGUACCGUGAUUUCCGGAACCCACCUGGACACGAACAACAGUAUAAACACAACAUCUACUACUGGCAUGUGAUCGCAGCCAAGCUGGCUUUCAUCAUUGUUAUGGAGCAUCUCAUCUACUCUGUGAAAUUUUUUGUAUCCUAUACCAUCCCAGAUGUAUCAAAAAACACGAAGAGCAAGAUCAGGAGAGAAAAAUACUUAACCCAAAAGCUUCUUCGUGAGAAUCACCUCAAAGAUAUGACAAAAAAUAUGGGGGUCAUAGCUAAGAGGAUGGGGGAAGUGGUAGAUAACAAUUUACGACCAAAAUUAGAAUAAGAGCUUUAUGUUCUGAGAAGCACUUUACAGAAUUUAACUGUCAAAAUAUAUUAUGAAUCACUAAUGAGAAUGUUUAAGUUAAAACACUUUGGCAAAUAGGAGUCUUCGCUAUUAGCCAUUUUCAUAGAGAUGAUUUUUCCGUUUCAGCCAGCCACGCAGGACCUGGGAAAUGUAAAACUUAGAUCAAGAAGUGCAUAAAACUAAUCACCUGGAAAACCAGAAAUAUUACCCUUUUUUGAUAAAUUGGAAUUUCUGUAACACAGAAAGUGUCUCGUAGUGUGCUUAAAAACCGCCCCUUCCAAAGCAGAAUGGAUUUUUGUCCCUCCAUUUGAUUAUUUUCAUUCCUUUCUGUUCUCAAGCACAUGCUCCCCUUUUAGGCAAUGUUUCAUUUCUUCACUUCGCCAGAUCUGUCCCAGAGUUAGCUUUCCCUAAGACUAGACAGACAUGCUAGCUUUUGUGUGAUUAAAAAUAGCUAACUCAGAAUUCGGUUUGAAUGGUGUAUUCAGUGGCAAAUAGACCCAAGAAUUCACGGUAUUUAGGUGUAUUAGCACAUCCCUACAGAAAAUGAAACCUCACUUAAUAAGAGGAAAUGGUUUCAGUCUUCAUUUUGGCCUGUCUUUCCGAUCUCAAAGAAAUACUCUUAAUGGAUUGGAAUAAAGAUAGCAAGGUCCUGAAGUGUAUUUGUACUAAUCCACAGUGACACCUUUUAUCUUCUAGGAGCACUCCUAGAAUCUUCUGUGCCUAAUCAAUGUUGACUGCUUUGCAAAUCUCAAGGGAGUAAGAUGACAAAAGCAGGGAAAGUUACAGAUUCAAAUAGAAUUGUAACUCCUAUUGAUCAGGAUAAUUUACCUCUUCUAAAUAUAUAUAGUUUCUUGGGAAGAAAAUGAAAUCAAGGGACUAAAGUUACAUUUUUAUCAGUGUAAUGGUCUGGAAAGAUAAGCCCAUCCGUUUCCCACCAGUUGUCGGUGACGCCUCAGAUCCAGGAGGGAGAGCAUCAGAGCCCACAAGCGCCACUGGGAACGGCUCACUAUCUAGCCAGUGUGGCAGGCCAGUGCUGUGCGCGCUUAAGAGAACAGCAAGUGCCCUCACUGUGAGGCCGUGUGGGGCGUGCCUUUCCAGCAGGGGUCCUGCAGCCAAGUGAUCAACAUACCAAGGCAUCUGCCAUGGUCAGGGUGGUUCCCCACAUCCUCCAUUCCCUGUUCCCAGCCCAGCAACUUUGUAACUUGCACGCACCAAGGGCUGGGUGGGAGCGGUGGUGGGGGAAGUGGAGGCAGACAGGAGCAGACCCAGAUCACUCCCAGUUCAGAAAAGAGACUGGUUUUGAUUUGCGCUUCCAGCCUCCCUGACUUCCUGCUGAACGCCUUUGCCACGCAUAUCUUGCCUUCAGUGUGUUCAGCUCAGCAGUCUUUACUGCGCUUUACUGCCUUGCGGGUGCAAGGCCCUCUGGUGGGCUCUGGAGAAGAGCCGGGGCCUGCACCGCUCACCCUCGACUGGCACCAGGGCAGCGCUGGGUGCAGGAGAGGGGUCUGGCCCUGGGUUCUUGCUAGGUGGGCCACCACCCACUGCGGUGCUGCUAAACGCCCAGGUGCCAUGGAAGCCAAGCCACUCAGAAUCCCAGCAGCAAAGGGAAAGGAAAGCUGUUUCAUGAGCAGAUUCAGAGGCUUGUUGUAAGAGAGCAGCUUCACUCAAGGUCACAGUUCUGCACGCAUGCCGUGAAUGUUUAAAAAAACGAACAACAAAAAUAGUAUUUACGUAGGAUCCAUCAAAGCAGUAUUCUGGGCUUCUGAAUUGUCCCAGUGGAUCAGGGGCAACAUUUCACCAACUUUCUUGGUCACAUGAACAAUGGGAACUGAGUGCUCCCAACAAGCCACACGAGCUCUGACUGCACAAGGAGUAAGGAAGGAGUUUCUUGCAGCUGCUCAGUCCGCACAGCCCAGACCAGGUGCGUCUGGUCCUUCCCCUGCUCAGCUGUGACACUGCUCCUAGCAGUGGGGUGUCACUUCCUCUCCUCUCACCUCUGCUCUUCUCCGAAGCCUAGGACUAUCUCCUCGUGUUGGAUUUAGCGAGUACUCACUGUUUAUGGGAGCCCAGAAAAGGAAAUGUUCUUGCCUUAUCUCCUUGUAUAUACAACUUUAAAAGAAUUGUGCAUUUACAUCUUCAUAAAUCAUCUUUCACAAAUCAUCUUCAUAGUUUACAGUGUGCUUUUGUGGCCAGGAGGGGGAAAAGCUCUACAUUUAUAAAGGCAGAAAAUCCGAUGCAUGACAUUCCCCAAUAUUCCCCAGUAUUCCCCAAACAGCGAAGGAGUAGGGAGCCAGGCUCCCCUGUGACACGGACAGCAGUCACGUAACUCCAGUGCUGACUGGGCGGCGGCGACGAAAAAUGCGGGGCUGCGUGUGCAGGCCGGCACGGGCCGGAUCGGGAUAUGUGUGCAGAAGCAGCACCCCAGGAAAAAGGGUGGGUGUGACGGUGCCCCCAUGAGAGGAGAAUCUGGCCUUCCGCCUGCCCGGUGUUAACCACUAGAGAACUUUGAGUUUUAUAUCCUUUUGUAAUGCCUGUGAAUUUUAGCAGAUUGAAGCAUUAGACCAAAAUACUCAGGAGAUUUUUCGUUAACUAUCCCUCACAUAUUUCAGGUGUGUCGAUAGAAAGGGAAUGCUAUCAUUUUUGUUUGAAAACUAAACAAGGCCAUCUUGUAAACUGUCACCAAACGCCUUGCCUUUUAAUUACCCGUGCGUUCAUCUGGAAUUUCAGAAAACAUUAGUUCACCAUGGGGGGCAGAAUGAGCUCUGCUAUUGAAACACUUCUUGUACCGUUUCCUCAUUGUGCAUAUUAUAAGAUGUUUGAAAAGUUAAAAUGUUUGAGCAGCUUAACUAAACUAGAACGGAAAUAUUCACGAUGCUUUCAUACACUGCAGCAUAAGAUGUAAAGUUUGUAAUGUUUUGUGAAUUUGUGCAUUUUAAUAUUCUUUUAUAAUUAUGAGCAUUUUAAUAAAUUCAUUUUUCA
Messenger RNA from Neomonachus schauinslandi (Hawaiian monk seal), 5997 nucleotides. RefSeq names its product anoctamin 6 (gene ANO6). Gene Ontology annotation, cellular component: plasma membrane. Bases 202 to 2997 code for a protein of 931 amino acids. The record is from RefSeq and is a predicted model, not a curated record. NCBI's taxonomy places the organism in Eukaryota, Metazoa, Chordata, Mammalia, Carnivora, Phocidae. Gene Ontology annotation, molecular function: protein dimerization activity; chloride channel activity. The transcript is spliced from 21 exons. Gene Ontology annotation, biological process: chloride transmembrane transport; calcium activated phosphatidylcholine scrambling; calcium activated phosphatidylserine scrambling.